CAGCCAGGUUACCGUAAAUGCAAUCGCCUUCCAGAGAAUCUCCGCACUCAACCACCACCUCCUGACGCCUAUAACGGUUAUCAGCUUGGCGAGGAGGCAGACUCAGGGACCAACGCUUAUGAUGUGGAAGAGCUGGAAGAACUUGGACCGGCCUUUUCUACUCCCUCCUUUGAAGAGGACCUCGAGAAGAAUAUUUAUUCACCAUAUGUGAAUGGGAUGGAUGUACGUUUGGCUCAAUUCGUCAGUCAGCACAACGUCAACAUGGAUGAUGGAGCUGUCAUCUACCCUGUUUCAGAGGUAGAGAAUACUAGUAGUAGGAAGAAAAAGGCGUUUCAUCCACCAUGCGGAUGUACUAGGCAGCAGUUCAGCUGGGCAGUGGGUGGAAUCACUGUGGCGGUUGCGAUAGUGGUCGCGGUGGCGGUUACUUUGGGUGUGGUCUUCAGUCGAGUGAAGCCUCUUCAAUUCCCUGAAGCUGAGCCUUGGUGGACGCAUGGUCUUGUCUACGAAAUCCACGUCCCCACAUUUGCUAACGAUGUUGGCGGAGCUCUGGGUCGUUUCAAGGAUGUCACAUCUCGAAUGGUCUACCUCGCCGACAAGGUUGGGUUAGCUUGA
Hydatigera taeniaeformis is the source of this 612-nucleotide messenger RNA. The record is from the annotation of a GenBank genome assembly. Lineage: Eukaryota; Metazoa; Platyhelminthes; Cestoda; Cyclophyllidea; Taeniidae.